Molecule: messenger RNA, 926 nt
Organism: Sapajus apella (tufted capuchin)
Lineage: Eukaryota; Metazoa; Chordata; Mammalia; Primates; Cebidae
Product: GTPase Era, mitochondrial-like
Exons: 3
Coding region: 167-682 (171 amino acids)
Biological process (GO): ribosomal small subunit assembly
Cellular component (GO): mitochondrial matrix
Molecular function (GO): GTP binding; rRNA binding; ribosomal small subunit binding
Source: RefSeq, a predicted model, not a curated record
UUGUUCUCGGGCAGUCUCCCGAGCGGUGCUUCCCGCCCCCCAUAUCCCAUGCGUCUCUGCUCUCCGUUUGGGCCGACCUACCUCUGUCCUACUCCCUGGUUCGUCAGCCACUCUGUUCAAUCGUGAGAGCGCUCCUGGUCGCUUCCCGGAGUGCCUUGCGGCUGUAAUGGCUGCCCCCAGCUGGCGCGGGGCUGGGCUUGUUCAAGCGGUGUUCAGGGUCUGGCAGGUGGGCUCUCAUGUCGCGAGGGAGCGGGUGAUCUCUUUCCCCUCACUCUUAGGCUGUCAACGGAGGUGCGUGUCCUGCGUCGUGGGCUCCGCUUUCUGUGGUCCCCGCCUGGCCUCGGCUUCUCGCAGUCAUGGCCAGGACUCUGCCCUGGCCCACUUCCUUGGAUUCCCUCAGCCUGACAGCUCGGUGACUCCUUGCGCCCCCGCGGUGUCCAUGCACAGAGAUGAGCAGGAUCUCCUCUUGGUUCAUCACCCUGAUAUGCCUGAGAAUCCCCGGGUCCUACGAGUGGUCCUCCUGGGAGCCCCAAAUGCAGGGAAGUCAACACUCUCCAACCAGCUACUGGGCCGAAAGGUGUUCCCUGUUUCCAAGAAGGUGCAUACCACUCGCUGCCAAGCUCUGGGGGUCAUCACAGAGAAGGAGACCCAGGUGGUGGGUACCUACAAAGGGAGUCCUUGAAACAGGACAGGGUGAAGCUGAGAGGGUCUCCCUUACCAUCAACCUUGAAGAAAAGGAUGCUUACGUUCAUUUAUCUGAGGAAAUGGGGUUUCCUCUUCCUUUAGGCAUGAUGCAGUUCUGUCUACUUUCCCCUAUUCUGGCAUCUAGUCAGAAAGAUUUUAUUUUCUCUUUACUGCUUCCUAAUCUUCCAUAUAUUCACAGGUAUCAUUUUACUCCCAGAUCCCAUCUAGAAUUAAAACUAAGC